GUGCGAGACACGAUAGAGGAGAAGAUCGUCGCCGCGCUCGCGCCGACGUACGUCCUCGUCCGCGACGACAGCGAGAAGCACGCGCUGCACAAGGGCGGGCAACACGACGGCCACGCCGGCGUGCGGAGCAAGGAGUCGCACUUCAACGUGACGGUCGUGAGCGAGCAGUUCGAAGGGAUGACGCCGGUGACGCGGCAUCGCACGAUCAACGCGAUCCUGAAGGAAGAGUUCGACGCGGGGUUGCACGCGCUGCAGCUCUCGACGAAGACUCCGGCGGAGUACGAAAAG
Molecule: messenger RNA, 288 nt
Organism: Micromonas pusilla CCMP1545
Lineage: Eukaryota; Viridiplantae; Chlorophyta; Mamiellophyceae; Mamiellales; Mamiellaceae
Exons: 1
Biological process (GO): iron-sulfur cluster assembly
Source: RefSeq, a predicted model, not a curated record